AUGAAUAUUUUAAAUAAAUUAUCACCACAAUUUAAGCAAUUUCUUUAAGAAGAAGGCAUUAAUGAGGAAAUCUUUAUGUUUGAAUAAACACUUCGUUACAUUCGGAUUAAACCAGAUUACUUGAUUACUUUUGAGGAACUUUAAAAACAAGUUUCUGAUUUAAUUGAGCCAAUCAUAUAAAUUCCAACAUUGUAUUCAAUUCCAGCUGAUUAAAAAAUUAAUAAUCUUCAAUUAUAUAAGGAUGGUAUUUUAUAUGGUAUAGAUAAAUCCAGUGCUGCUGUUGUUUAUUCAUUAGACAUAAAUUAAAAUGAUAUUAAUUUAUUAGAAAUUUGCUGUGCACCUGGAGCUAAAUUAACUUUUAUUGCAGAUUUAUUGAGAAUUUAAACAAAUAAAGAUGGAAUAUAAAGAAAAGUUUUUGGAAUUGACAUUUCCUAAAAUAGAUUAAAUAUUACUCAAUCUAUAGUGAAUAAAUAUAAAUUAGAAAAAUAUGUUGAAUUAAUAUAAGAAGAUGGAACAAAAUAUUAAAGUCCAAUAUAAUUUGAUAAAGUUUUAAUUGAUGCUGAAUGUACACAUGAAGGUAGUAUAAAACAUUUAAAAAAAUAUAUUGAUAAACCAAUACCUGAAAAAAAUUCUAAAAAAUAAUUCAAGAAUAAUAAGGUAUCCAAAAAGUAGUUAUAGAAAAAUCACACUAAUAUUUACACAACCCAAUAGACAAAAGCACAUGAAUGGACAGAAGAAGAUUUCAACAAUAGAUUCUUGGAUUAAAAGAAAUUGUAACAAAUAUACGACUUAUAGUUUUCAUUAUUAGAAAAUGGAUAUAAACAUUUAAAAUAAAAUGGAAUAUUAAUUUAUAGUACAUGCUCUUUUUCAUAAAAAUAAAAUGAAGAUCAAAUUAUUAAAUUUUUAGAAUAAAAUAAUGACGCUAUUCUAAUGCAUCCAUUUUGGGAUAUGUAAGAAUAAUAAUGCAAACCUGGCUAAAUAUUUAAUACUGUUAGAUUUGAUCCAAAAGUUUCAAAUACAGGUGGAAUGUUCAUUGCAAAAAUUAAAAAAUUGUGA
Paramecium sonneborni is the source of this 1056-nucleotide messenger RNA. Lineage: Eukaryota; Ciliophora; Oligohymenophorea; Peniculida; Parameciidae. The record is from the annotation of a GenBank genome assembly.